Messenger RNA from Colossoma macropomum (tambaqui), 3602 nucleotides. It is a transcript of the gene slc38a2, whose product is annotated as solute carrier family 38 member 2. Gene Ontology annotation, molecular function: L-glutamine transmembrane transporter activity. Gene Ontology annotation, biological process: amino acid transmembrane transport; L-glutamine transport. Bases 285 to 1781 code for a protein of 498 amino acids. Lineage: Eukaryota; Metazoa; Chordata; Actinopteri; Characiformes; Serrasalmidae. The transcript has 16 exons. The record is from RefSeq and is a predicted model, not a curated record.
CCCCGGAGGCUGAGCCGGUUCCUCACUGUCUCUGAGUGCGGAACCCGAGAAACGGCUCUGUUCAUCUGAUUCGUUUUCUUAUUUAUACUGUAAUAUUUAUGGUGUUGGUCUUCUUUAUUUAUACCUGUUAGAGCUGUAUUGUGAGCCGUUCGUGAGAAGGAUAAAGCCGAGUGUGUUUUUCAUUCAUUUUCUGGAUCUUUCUUAAUAAAGAGGAAGCGACUCAACACUUCACCGCCGAGACCGACGGAACAGAGGAAGGGAUUUUUUAAAGCCAUUUUCUGAGAAUGAGCAGGACCCCUGGGAAACCAGAGAUGAGCCAUUUCAACAUUUCUCAUGACGAAGACAGCAGCAGUUCCAACAGCAAUGAGUACCCGGUUUACCUGGAAAAGAAAGUCCCCCUCAGCAGUCAGUAUCCGGACAUGGAUGCUGAGAGUCAGAACUUCCUCUCUAAUUAUCCGGGAAAUAAGAAGAAGUAUGAAACAGAAUAUCACCCUGGCACCGCCUCCUUUGGGAUGUCUGUUUUCAACCUGGGCAAUGCCAUCAUGGGCAGUGGAAUCCUUGGCCUGUCGUAUGCCAUGGCCAACACUGGCAUCGCACUGUUUGUCAUUCUGCUGAUAGCUGUGUCCAUAUUCUCCCUCUACUCUGUGCAUCUGCUCCUCAAGACUGCCAAUGAAGGAGGCUCUUUGAUCUAUGAGCAGUUGGGCUACAAGGCUUUUGGCUUACCAGGGAAGCUGGCAGCAUCCUGCUCUAUCACCAUGCAGAACUUCGGAGCCAUGUCCAGCUACCUCUUCAUUGUGAAGUACGAGUUACCGAUUGUCAUCAAAGCAUUCGUCGAAAACAGUGAAGGGGAAUGGUACACCAAUGGAGACUACCUAGUCCUGAUUCUGUCUCUCGUCGUUAUUUUACCACUCUCGCUGCUAAAAAAUCUGGGCUACCUCGGUUACACAAGCGGAUUUUCGUUAUUGUGCAUGGUUUUCUUCCUAAUCGUGGUGAUCUACAAGACGUUUCAGAUCCCCUGCCCACUGCCCCUGGACAUCAUCAACAUGACAGUGAACAGCACAGUGGAACACAUUAACAGCACGGUCUGCACGCCCAAGUACUUUGUCUUCAAUUCACAGACGGUAUAUGCUGUUCCCAUUCUCACCUUUGCUUUUGUGUGCCACCCAGCCAUUCUGCCCAUGUACGAGGAGCUCAAAGACCGCUCCCGUAAGAAGAUGCAGAACGUUGCCAACGUGUCAUUUUUCGCCAUGUUUAUCAUGUAUCUGCUGGCUGCUCUAUUUGGCUACCUGACCUUUAAUGAUGCCGUCGAGUCUGAGCUCCUGCACACAUACUCCAAGGUGUACAGAUUCGAUGUAGUGCUGCUGAUUGUGCGUCUGGCCGUGCUGACUGCUGUCACUCUUACUGUCCCCGUGGUUCUCUUCCCUCUCCGUACCUCAGUGAACCACCUGUUAUGGCCCUCGAAAGAGUUCAGCUGGAUCCGCCACACUAUAAUCACUUUCGUUCUGCUGAGCUUCGUCAGUGUGCUCGUCAUCUUUGUCCCCAGCAUCAAGGAUAUCUUUGGAUUCAUCGGUGCUUCUGCUGCUGCUAUGUUGAUCUUCAUCCUGCCCUCUGCCUUCUACAUCAAACUGGUGAAGAAGGAGCCCAUGAUGUCAGUCCAGAAGAUAGGGGCAGCCGUGUUCCUUGCCGGCGGUUUCAUCGUCAUGUUUGGUAGCAUGACGCUAAUCAUCCUGGACUGGAUCAACAACGCUGCUGGUUCAAAGGCCCAAGAGAAUGGUCACUAAGGGGCACAGUCCCAGCGCAAGUGACAGGCAGGACGGACACGUCUCCAGCGUCUCUGAUCCGCUGUCAAGCCCGUCACUUCUCUGAUCACUAAAACUGUAAAUGUACACAAAAGAAAGUGCUCUUCUUCCAGCUCAGAGCAAAGACCUACAUACCAUUCUGAGAGAAUGUCCUGAACUUUGUACAGUAUGCUGUUAGACCACAAAGAUGGUGAUUUUUUUUCUUAUAUUUUUGUUGCUGUGAUCAGUUUUUCAGUUGUUUCCUGCUCUUCUGUCCUUUUUUUUAGUAUUUCUUGUGCAGUUGAAACAUAUGGCAAUUGUUUCACAGCAUUUGCAAACAUCUUGCAAGUGAGAGACUAGCUCAGCGCAAGAUUGCUUCAGGUUUAGCUUUUCCAACUUAACCAAAACCCAAGCAGCUCCGAGCCACAACACACGAAGCAGUGGCAGACUUACUUUACCUGAGGCUGACGGCCUGGCUUUUUGACUUCUCUUUUUACCUUUGCCAAAAAUAUUUCCUACUGGUUUGUAUAUUGAAAAGCACUUAAUAUUCAGCACAUAUGUGAACGUUGUCAGCUCAGACAUCACAACACUGCUUUGAGUAUUUGUUACGAUGCCAUUUUGACUGUACUACUUUAGUCAUCUUUACUUGUUAAAAAAAAAAAAAACUUGCUUAGAUCUACUAAUGAACAAAGUGCAUAUUCAUAGUUGUUCACCUGAGGUUAUGGUUAGUGAAACAGCGGAAUGGAUUUACUGUAACGCACACUGUAAUCUUAUUUAAGAACUAGGCAACAUUUUUUACAGCAAUAACCUCUUUGCUCAAAAGGCAAGACUGAAAGUUUGAUUGCUGUUCUUCUCUCAGAAGGCACCAAAGUUUUUCUUUAGGGAAGAAUGCAAUUUUAUUUUAGCCACAUACAGUGGUUGUACAGUAUUGAUGAACCUUACCUUAAAAUUGUGUAUGCUUUUUAAAGGCAGAGCCUCACAUUGCUGAAAAGACGGUACGUUACAACUUCUCAGGCGGAGUAGGGGGAGGAGUGGGAAAAGGUUUUCUGUGUUUGUACGACUUCGCUUGCCGUCUCAGUGUUAGCCAUCGGCAGCUUAAUGUUACUUUGCUCGUUCACCUGAGGAGAGAGAGAGGGAGAUGGAAAAGGACAGAAAACACAAAAAGGACAAGAGAAUUGAGAUGACAGAUGUCACGUCCACUGGUCAGUGUCAUGAGCCCGUUGAGUGAAAUAGCUGCCUGCAUGCAGCCUUGACACACUAGUAAAACCUCACUGUGCUUCCAAUCGCUAACCUCAUAUGUCAUCUAAGACGUUAUUGUCCAACACUUAUUUAUGGAAGAACAUCAAUGUAAUUUAAACUAUUUUACUAUAUUUAUAUAUUGUAAAUAUCUGUAUAUACCAGCCAGCUGAAGUGUGUGUGUGUGUGUAUAUAUAUAUAUAUAUGCGUUCCUUUUUUUGUCAGUUUUGCUCAAUAUGUUUUAACUAUGAAAUCAACUGUUGAACUGAGUGGUCUCAUACGUGUAUUGCCAACUGGUUUUUGGGGUACGGAUUUAGAUCCUUGAUGGGCUUCCCUCCAUCACUGGCUGAAAAUGAGGGACUGCAUUCUGGAGUGGUUUCCUGAACAGAGCACGGUUCCCCCCUACUCUAGCAACUUGUGGGUUGGCUGUGGCACACAUUUUCUUUACACUACUACUAGACUGCUGUAGUUACGAGAGGGCUAGGAGAGCGUCCCUCCAGGCCAUUCCUACAAGUGCUACACUCUUGUUUCAAUGAAACACUAUGUAUAUCAUGUAAUUAAUGUUCAUUAAAGUAUACUGAUAACACA